Messenger RNA from Pseudovirgaria hyperparasitica, 1822 nucleotides. RefSeq lists its product as uncharacterized. Gene Ontology annotation, cellular component: SAS acetyltransferase complex. Gene Ontology annotation, molecular function: histone acetyltransferase activity. Lineage: Eukaryota; Fungi; Ascomycota; Dothideomycetes; Acrospermales; Acrospermaceae. The record is from RefSeq and is a predicted model, not a curated record. Bases 91 to 1617 code for a protein of 508 amino acids. The transcript is spliced from 2 exons.
UGGCAAGAGUCCGAAGCCAGCAUCUCCGUCCCGAUCGCAGUCUAAAUGCAAUGCUAGCGAGAACAAUGACACAAUAUCGUCCAACGAGCCAUGAACAGUACCUCAAAGCCCUCGUUGAGGUCGUCCGGUCGUUCUGCUCAUUCUGAAAGCCGCGCGCCUACUGGCCAGGAGAGUCUCGCCGCGACGCCCGCGGCAUCGACGCGUCGCGCUGCAAAUCCGAACCCAUUACCCAUCAUCGUCGAAACAACAUCCGUCGCCAGGAAGCGACUUAAGCUGAACCCAGGUACCCCUAAACCGACCUCGAAAAAGAGCACCGCCACAGUGAGCAAGAGCGCUGCACGCGAGCGCCCUAGACCACCUACUCGAGUUACUGUCACACAACCGCAUGGGAAUCUUCUCCAAACGACUAAUGGGGUACGGAAAACUCUUGACAUUGUUGCCGAUGACCUUUCGUCUCAUCAAUUGACCCUUAAGACAAAUGAACGGAGCGAGAGCCUUCUCUCGCCCAACACAGACACCGAAAAGAAAGAGGACAAACGAUCUUUACGAUCACAUGGAGCUGGAUCUAGGCUCAAAAGCGAUCUUGCGAUAUACUUCAGUAAUUACGACGAUGUGAUAAAUGACGCUCCUCGAGAACCAGAAUUCCUGGAUCUUGACACGCCCAUCCUCGUAACCGAUGAGUCGAUUAAAGCCGGUAUCGCUCAAGCCAUGACUCCGUCCCCAUCGAAAACAAGCUUGUCGCCCAAAUCACGGCGCCCAUCUAUCAAAUCGUCGACACACACUGUCGAACGGCGAUCCUCGCAAAUGAACUUUCCAAUCAUUGAUUUCUCAACAUUGUAUAGACAUGCACAUCAUGACCCAUCUCAAGAGGACCCUCUCGAUGACAAGGUUUUCUUUGCGCCACACCGGCGAGCAGAGCGCAAAGAGAAACAACUCCGCAACAUUGAGAAGGAAAGAGCCAUGCACGAGAAGGUCCACCUCGACAGGCUUCUCGAAGGUCUGCAGGGCCCGGACUGGUUGCGCAUCAUGGGCAUAUCUGGUGUGACCGAUGGGGAAAAGCGUGACUGGGAACCGAAGCGUAACUACUUUCUCUCUGAAGUCCAAGCUCUCGUCGACAAGUUCCGCAUAUGGAAAGAAGGAGAAAAGCGCCAACGUGCAGAGAAAGAGGCCGCAUUGUUGGCUCGCGAAGAAGAGGAAGCUGCGAGCAAAGCUCACAGUGAAGUUGAUGACGAGCCAACAACCCCGGCAGAAGACAGUGAUGCUCCGAAUUCAAGUGACAUAGAUGCGUCUGCUGCUCAUCAGCUAUUACAAGAGGCAAGUUCUGCGUCGGUCAUCGCCAGGCGGCCGAAGGCACACCCUCCAGUCGUCUAUCUGCAUCCGCCUGAGCCAGAAUCGAAUGAGCCUUUCACUUCUUUCUUCGCCAAACCCCACCUCCGAGCAUCUGCCCUCGGAUCACACCGACACGGUCGAACAGCGCUCGCGUUCGGUCAACCUGUUCCUGAGGUGGCAGAUACCGAAUUCACCUUACCACAUGACUAUCUUACGCCAGAAGCAUUGAAGGACCAUGCUCGAAAAAAGCGGCGCAUGAAACGUGAAAGUACGGGAAAUGUCAAAUGAUUGGAUUGUUUUGGGAUCGUAUAUGCAUUGGUGGCGUUAUAGUGGAAGGGAGUGUAUUGUUGUCCAGCGUUUAAGCAAGCCUAGCACUAUGGGAACAUUGCGGUACAUAGCACACAUUAUUGUAGCAAUUGUGGUAGCCAUUGUUCUGCUCGAUGUCAAACACAGACCUGCAUGUAACAAUAGUCUUGUUACAGUCUUUCUUUCG